Molecule: messenger RNA, 438 nt
Organism: Dromiciops gliroides (monito del monte)
Lineage: Eukaryota; Metazoa; Chordata; Mammalia; Microbiotheria; Microbiotheriidae
Gene: TMEM207
Product: transmembrane protein 207
Exons: 5
Coding region: 1-438 (145 amino acids)
Source: RefSeq, a predicted model, not a curated record
AUGUGGCCACCCAAAGGGGCAAGUUUCACCUUACUGCUCUCAAGGACUGGAGCCGUGGGCUUCAUGCUUUUCCAGCUGGUGAGCCCAGACCCGACCUGUGAAGAAAAUGAAACGUGCGUAAAUCAAGAUGAACAACCCCUCAGUCCCUGGUACAUCUGGUGCCUCAUGCUGCUCUCUCUGGUCACCAUUGUAAGCUGUGUGGUGCUGGUGUGCCUCCAGUGUUGGCUGAAGAGGUGUUACCCCUGUCCCACUGGACGCACUGUGGCGGUGUUUGCUGUCAAUGACAUCGAGUUCACUUCUGGAAGAGAAGCAGUCCCAGGUCCAACAGCAAGUGUUGACCUCCAUUCUCCACACUCUGAAAUGUAUCCUGUGUCCUGUAUUGUACCUUUCAGCCCCCCACCUCCAUAUGAAGAUACCCAGAAGACAAGAAGAUUGUAA